CGGGGAAUGGGGCCGCGAAUGGUAACGUGGUGGGCGAGUUACUGGGUGUUGUGUGUCGUCUUUAGUCCUGGUGCGCAGGAGGAUAGUGCGAGUCCGGUUCGGGCCUGGGAUAAGGCCGUAGCGGUCACCUCACUGCCCGUAGUCGAGUUGUUGUCGGUCAGGGCCUAUCGUGAAGCGGAGCCCGGCAGAAUCCAACAACUGCCCAUCGACAUUGUAAAUAUCUGUGGUAUACCAGCUCCCCUGGACUCGAUACAAACCCUUUCUACUGGGAGCAUCUAUUCUAAAACUCAACAACAGCCUUUAUGUGUAAGACGGAUUUAGGACAGGAGCACUGUCUGUCUGUCUUUCACAGGUUUCAAGCAAUUAGAAAAGUUGGCUUUGAAUUUUGGAAGCAGCUUUGUGCAGAACAUGGUAUCAGUCCUGAAGGAAUUGUUGAAGAAUUUGCCACUGAGGGUACUGACAGGAAGGAUGUCUUCUUCUACCAGAUUAUCUUGGGUCUCCAGCAUCUACAGUAUUUUCCUUUCAUUUUGGCAGAUGAUGAGCAUUAUAUCCCAAGGGCUGUUCUACUGGACUUGGAACCUCGUGUGAUUCAUUCAAUCCUAAAUUCACCUUACGCAAACCUGUACAACCCAGAGAAUAUCUACCUGUCAGAGCAUGGAGGAGGUGCAGGCAACAAUUGGGCCAGUGGCUAUUCUCAGGUGGGUAUUGCUUAAAAUGCUAAGAAGACUACAAUCCGGGGCAAUCAAUUAUUUAAGAAAAUGUAAAUGAAAUCAAGUGGAAUCAAAUUUGUGA
Rhincodon typus (whale shark) is the source of this 792-nucleotide messenger RNA. RefSeq names its product tubulin gamma-1 chain-like. The coding region runs from base 303 to 713 and encodes 136 amino acids. Gene Ontology annotation, biological process: meiotic spindle organization; mitotic cell cycle; microtubule nucleation. The transcript is spliced from 4 exons. Gene Ontology annotation, cellular component: gamma-tubulin complex; nucleus; cytoplasm. NCBI's taxonomy places the organism in Eukaryota, Metazoa, Chordata, Chondrichthyes, Orectolobiformes, Rhincodontidae. The record is from RefSeq and is a predicted model, not a curated record. Gene Ontology annotation, molecular function: GTP binding; structural constituent of cytoskeleton.